Messenger RNA from Haliotis rufescens (red abalone), 1554 nucleotides. RefSeq lists its product as uncharacterized. The coding region runs from base 232 to 1287 and encodes 351 amino acids. The transcript is spliced from 6 exons. The record is from RefSeq and is a predicted model, not a curated record. NCBI's taxonomy places the organism in Eukaryota, Metazoa, Mollusca, Gastropoda, Lepetellida, Haliotidae.
CCUAGGUUAGCUGUAAUCAGAGAAUUGUGGUUGAUUUAUUGCCGCUCUAGAAUAAGGGUGUGCCCUAUGCAAACAAGACAAAUCAAUAGUGGCCUAUAUACUUACAAUCAACAGAUUUCCUCGUAACGAAAGAAACAUGCGCAUGCGCAGUAGACACCGCUAAGCAAUCAUCGGCGCAUGUGUUUAUCAUACAAGGAGGCUAUUCCGUAGAGGUGAUUAUCAUUCAACGCGAUGGCUUCGAGGAAGAGAACUGGUCUGAUGCUGGCACUGGUGUUUAUCAUUGGAUAUUACAUUUACUAUCACGCUUCUUCAGCGACAGCUUGGUUAAAUCAAUCGGAGUCCCUGAGCUCAAUAGCUUUGUCAAGAACACAAAUUCUCCCAUCAGGGAUGCAAGUGACCUUCAACAUAGACAACGACACCAACAAAAUUCUGUCACAGAGCAUUGACGACCCAUCCCUUCUGAAACCUGAAAUCACAGUCGUUACAGCGUAUUUUAACAUUGGCUCAUUCGCCAAGGGAAGCACAUCCAACAUGUACACACCAAGCCGUUAUAUGCACUGGAUGAAGGUGUUUGGCAGAAUCAGGAACAACCUUGUCGCAUAUACCGAUUCUAGAGAUACCUUUAAUUUACUGAAUAACCUCAGACGUAAGUUCCCUAGCAACAUGACAAAGGUAUUCCUUAUAGACAGGGCCAAUCUGUGGUCGUUCUCUUUGGCUGGGGAAAUUCGAAGUAUUUACACUCAGCCUAACUAUCCACAUCAUCAUCCGAACACAGUUAACGAGAACUACUCAUGUGCGAUGCAUGCAAAGUUUGAGUUAGUUAACAAAGUCUUAAUGGAGGAAUUGUUUCCUACCAAAUAUUUCUGUUGGUUGGAUAUUGGACUCUUUCGUGAUCUUGCUAAUGAUAACUCAGUGUUCAAGCUUCAAAUACCACACGAAUGGGACAAAAGUAGAGUCGCUUAUAGCCGUGUGUAUGGUUUUAACGAUAAAGCUACAAUAGAAAGCGUAAUCAAAGGGAACAGUGUAUGGGUGGGCGGGGCCAUGUUUCUGGGAACUCCUGAAGUGUUGAACAAGUAUACCGAAGACUACAUGAAUACAGUCAAGAUGUUGUUAAAACAACGUUUAAUGAACACAGAUCAGCAGGUGAUAUACUCAAUGUAUCUCCCGUCGUCCAAAGUCAAGCCUCGGGUUCAAAUCCAGUUAUUUUCUGGAAAGAAAAGCCCGUAUAAUCCAUGGUUUUAUCUUGGUUACCUGUGCAGAGAGACAUCGCAUAAGGCCCCGAAAUGAUGCCAUCAGGUCUAUUUCCUAAAUAAUUAAGUCAAAAUCCAAUUGAUUUUUAAGCACUUUCAGUUCAUCCUAAUCCUAAAGGUUACAAAACGUUAAAGCAAAAAUCUGAGAAAAGAAUACGCCAUACUAUGCAUUGUAUAUUUUAAAUAUUGUUGAUUGUUGUCUUUUUAGCUGUUAAAGAUAAAUGUCAUGAUUCAAAUGAAAACCAAAUAAGUCAUCUGUUGAUGUAGUUUUUAAAAACCUUUCUGCUACUUUUUACUUAAUUAA